GCCCUAAGCCAUCAGCAAUCCUUAGCAUAGGGGCACACUCACGCAUUCCUGUCAAGUCAUCUUGUGAAAGGCUGCCUGCUUCCAGCUUGGCUUGGAUGUGCAACCUUAAUAAAACUCACUGAGGUCUGGAAGAAAAUAGCAGAUCUGAAGCAGAUAGGGUAGAGGAAAGGGUCUAGAAUAUGUACACGCAGCUGACUCAGGCAGGCUCCACGCUGAACGGUCACACAGAGAGGAAACAAUAAAUCUCAGCUACUAUGCAAUAAAUAUCUCAAGUUUUAACGAAGGAAAAUAUCAUUACAGUGAAAUAAAAAUUUUUUAACAUUUUAGAACAAAGCUAACAAAUGGCUAGUUUUCUAUCAUUCUUCUUCAAACGCUUUCUUUGAGGGGGAGACAGUCAAACAAACAAGCAGUUUUACCUGAAAUAAAGAACUAGUUUAGAGGUCAGAAGAAAGGAGCAAGUUUUGCGAGAGGCACAGAAGGAGAGUGCUGGCAGUACAAUGACAGUUUUCCUUUCCUUUGCUUUCCUCGCUGCCAUUCUGACUCACACAGGGUGCAGCAACCAGCGCCGAAGUCCAGAAAACAGUGGGAGAAGAUAUAACCGGAUUCAACAUGGGCAAUGUGCCUAUACUUUCAUUCUUCCAGAACACGAUGGGAACUGUCGUGAGAGUACGACAGACCAGUACAAUACAAACGCUCUGCAGAGAGAUGCUCCACACGUGGAACCGGAUUUCUCUUCCCAGAAACUUCAACAUCUGGAACAUGUGAUGGAAAAUUAUACUCAGUGGCUGCAAAAACUUGAGAAUUACAUUGUGGAAAAUAUGAAGUCGGAGAUGGCCCAGAUACAGCAGAAUGCAGUUCAGAACCACACGGCUACCAUGCUGGAGAUAGGAACCAGUCUGCUGUCUCAGACUGCAGAGCAGACCAGAAAGCUGACAGAUGUUGAGACCCAGGUACUAAAUCAAACUUCUCGACUUGAGAUACAGCUGCUGGAGAAUUCAUUAUCAACCUACAAGCUAGAGAAGCAACUUCUUCAACAGACAAAUGAAAUCUUGAAGAUCCAUGAAAAAAACAGUUUAUUAGAACAUAAAAUCUUAGAAAUGGAAGGAAAACACAAGGAAGAGUUGGACACCUUAAAAGAAGAGAAAGAGAACCUUCAAGGCUUGGUUACUCGUCAAACAUAUAUAAUCCAGGAGCUGGAAAAGCAAUUAAACAGAGCUACCACCAACAAUAGUGUACUUCAGAAGCAGCAACUGGAGCUGAUGGACACAGUCCACAACCUUGUCAACCUUUGCACUAAAGAAGGUGUUUUACUAAAGGGAGGAAAAAGAGAGGAAGAGAAACCAUUUAGAGACUGUGCAGAUGUAUAUCAAGCUGGUUUUAAUAAAAGUGGAAUCUACACUAUUUAUAUUAAUAAUAUGCCAGAACCCAAAAAGGUAUUUUGCAAUAUGGAUGUCAAUGGGGGAGGCUGGACUGUAAUACAGCAUCGUGAAGAUGGAAGUCUAGAUUUCCAAAGAGGCUGGAAAGAAUAUAAAAUGGGUUUUGGAAAUCCCUCCGGUGAAUAUUGGCUGGGGAAUGAGUUUAUUUUUGCCAUUACCAGUCAGAGGCAGUACAUGCUAAGAAUUGAGUUAAUGGACUGGGAAGGGAACCGAGCCUACUCACAGUAUGACAGAUUCCACAUAGGAAAUGAAAAGCAAAACUAUAGGUUGUAUUUAAAAGGUCACACUGGGACAGCAGGAAAACAGAGCAGCCUGAUCUUACACGGUGCUGAUUUCAGCACUAAAGAUGCUGAUAAUGACAACUGUAUGUGCAAAUGUGCCCUCAUGUUAACAGGAGGCUGGUGGUUUGAUGCUUGUGGCCCCUCCAAUUUAAACGGAAUGUUCUAUACUGCGGGACAAAACCAUGGAAAACUGAAUGGGAUAAAGUGGCACUACUUCAAAGGGCCCAGUUACUCCUUACGUUCCACAACUAUGAUGAUUCGACCUUUAGAUUUUUGAAAGCACAAUGUCAGAAGUGAUUAUAAAAACAACAAAGAAAUCUGGAGAAGCUGCCAGGUGAGAAAGUGCUUGAAAACUUCAGAAGCAAACAAAAUUGUCUCCCUUCCAGCAAUAAGUGGUAGUUAUGUGAAGUCACCAAAGUCCUUGACUGUGAAUCUGGAGCCUUUUGAGUUCACAGGAGUCUCUACUUGGGGAAACAGUGCUCACGUGGCUCCACUAUAGAAAACUCCAUUGACUGUCGAGCUUUAAAAAGGGAAGAACCUGCUCAGCUUUGCUGUGCUUCAAACUACUACUGGACCUUAUUUUGGAACUACGGUAGCCAGAUGAUAAAUAUGGUUAAUUUCAUGUAAAACAGGAAAAAAAAAAAAAAAAAAGAGUGAAAAAGAGAAUAUACAGGAAGAAUAGAAACAAGCCUGCCAUAAUCCUUUGGAAAAGAUGUAUUACACCAGUGAAAAGGUGUUAUAUCUAUGCAAACCUACUAACAAAUUAUACUGUUGCACAAUUUUGAUAAAAAUGUAGAACAGCAUUGUCCUCUGAGUUGGUUAAAUGUUAAUGGAUUUUAGAAGCCUAAUUCCAGUGUCAUACUUACUAGUUGAUUUCUUCUUACCCAUCUUCAAAUGAAAAUUCCAUUUUUGUAAGCCAUAAUGAAUUGUAGUACAUGGAUAAUAACUGUGUAGUAGAAACAAACAUACUCUGAUUUUUGAUACAGUUUUCAGAAAAAAAAAAUGGACAUAAUCAAGUAAGGAUGUAUGUGGUGAAAACUUACCACCUCAUACUAUGGUUUCCAUUUACUCUAAAAACUGAUUGAAUGAUAUAUAAAUAUAUUUAUAGCCUGAGUAAAGUUAAAAGAAUGUAAAAUAUAUCAUCAAGUUCUUAAAAUAAUAUACAUGCAUUUAAUAUUUCCUUUGAUAUUAUAUAGGAAAGCAAUAUUUUGGAGUAUAUUAAGUUGAAGUAAAACCAAGUACUCUGGAGCGGUUCAUUUUACAGUAUCUACUAGCAUGUGUAUACAUACAUGUAACUUCAUUAUUUUAAAAAUGUUUUUAGAACUUCAAUACUCACCCUGUUAUGUCUUGCUAAUUUAAAUUUUGCUAAUUAACGGAAACAUACUUACCAGAUUCACACUGUUCCAGUGCCUAUAAAAGAAACACUUUGAAGUCUAUGAAAAAUAAAAUAAUUAUAAAUAUCUUUGUA
Messenger RNA from Chlorocebus sabaeus (green monkey), 3185 nucleotides. It is a transcript of the gene ANGPT1, whose product is annotated as angiopoietin 1. Lineage: Eukaryota; Metazoa; Chordata; Mammalia; Primates; Cercopithecidae. Gene Ontology annotation, biological process: blood coagulation. The record is from RefSeq and is a predicted model, not a curated record.